Molecule: messenger RNA, 1384 nt
Organism: Prunus mume (Japanese apricot)
Lineage: Eukaryota; Viridiplantae; Streptophyta; Magnoliopsida; Rosales; Rosaceae
Product: GDSL esterase/lipase At4g16230-like
Molecular function (GO): hydrolase activity, acting on ester bonds
Source: RefSeq, a predicted model, not a curated record
AUGGGUGGCCUAUCAGAUAGAGCAACCAUUAGCCUUGGCCUUGUUUUCCAAAUAUCAACAAUUUCUUUUGUACUUUGGAAAAUAUGCUUGGCACAAGAUGUUCCUGCCAAUUUUGUGUUUGGGGAUUCUCUGGUUGAUGUGGGAAACAACAACUACAUUGUGUCACUCUCCAAGGCCAACUAUGUCCCCAAUGGAAUUGAUUUCGGAAAGCCAACGGGACGAUACACAAAUGGGAGAACAAUUGUUGACAUUAUAGGUCAGCAGCUGGGUUUUAAAGUUUCUCCUCCUCCUUACUUGUCUCCCUCAACAACUGGACCUCGAAUUCUGCAGGGUGUCAAUUAUGCUUCAGGUGGAGGUGGAAUUCUUAAUGACACAGGAAAAAUAUUUGUGGGUCGAAUAAACUUGGAUGCACAGAUAGAUAACUUUGCUAAUACCAGGCAAGACAUUGUCUCCAGGAUUGGCCUUCCUGCAGCUCUGAAGCUAUUCAGCAGGGCUCUCUUCUCUGUAACAAUGGGCUCCAACGAUUUCAUCAACAACUACUUGGCGCCGGUUAUCUCAAUUCCUGAGCAGAAAUUGAUAUCUCCAGAAGUGUUUGUGGCCAUUUUGAUUUCAAAAUACAGGCUGCAACUUACAAGGCUGUACAAUUUGGGUGCGAAGAAAAUUAUUGUGGCAAAUGUAGGACCUAUUGGGUGCAUACCUUUCGAGAGGGAAACAACUCUAGCUGCAGGAGAUUUCUGCGUUGAAAAACCGAAUCAGUUAGCACGAUUGUUCAACAUCCAAUUGAAGAGCCUUGUGAAGGAGCUUAGCACCAAUCUUGAGGGGUCCAAAUUUGUUUAUGCAGAUGUUUAUCGUAUCGUAGAUGACAUUAUCCAGAACCACAUAUCAUAUGGUUUUGAAUAUGCAAAUUCUGCAUGCUGCUAUGUUGCUGGGCGGUUUGGGGGUCUGAUUCCAUGCGGUCCUCCAUCCAAAGUUUGUAGGGACAGAUCCAAGUAUAUAUUCUGGGACCCCUACCAUCCAUCCGAUGCUGCUAAUGUGAUCAUAGCAAGGCGUCUCUUGUAUGGUGACACUAAUGAUAUUUCACCAAUGAAUGUUGUGCAACUUUAUCAAUCUUAAUCUUGUAAAGCAUGCCCAGAAGAGCCUGCUAACUAUUGAUUAGGGGUACCGUAAUAAGCUUUCAUUAUGCCUUUAUUUAACCAAAAACCAUUCAAGGCUUUUGAAUUUCAUUACAGCCUUUUUUCAUUUAGUAACCUGAACAAAUAAACAAGGUGUUGAGUCCUCAACUAGCUAUUAGUCUAGUAUUACUUCUCUUCCCUAUGUUGAAAGAGAUCACGAGUUCAAAUUUCCUCUUUUCUUGUAACCUUUAAAAUCUAUGGCAUAUCAAUCA